UGUACUUUAACCAACAGUCUCCUCUAAGUCCUCAUUCUGGUGGCAGGGUGUUUGGUGCUCUGCCGGAACCCCUUGAGCUGAAUCACCCCCACACAACUCCCAGUUCACCAUGUCCAGGAAGGUUGUGAGGUCCAGUAAGUUCCGUCACGUCUUUGGCCAGGCUGUCAAAGCUGACCAAUGCUACGAUGACAUCCGCAUCUCCCAGAUGACGUGGGACAGCAACUUCUGCUCUGUUAACCCCAAGUUUGUGGCCAUGAUUGUGGACGCCAGUGGCGGCGGAGCCUUCAUGGUGUUGCCCCUGAGCAAGACAGGACGUAUCGACAUGUCCUACCCCACUGUGUGCGGCCACACAGGACCGGUCCUGGACAUCGACUUCUGUCCUCACAAUGACAACAUCAUUGCCAGUGGCUCUGAGGACUGCAGUGUCAUGAUUUGGGAGAUCCCGGACGGCGGGCUGACCACGCCACUCACAAAUCCUGUUGUCAAGCUGGACGGCCACUCCAAACGUGUUGGCAUCCUGAGCUGGCACCCCACCGCCCACAAUGUGCUGAUGAGUGCAGGCUGUGAUAACGUGGUGAUUCUGUGGAAUGUGGCUCGUGGGGAGGCAGUAGUGAAGAUUGACAGCGUUCACCCUGACGUCAUCUACAGCGCCGUCUGGAACCAGGACGGCUCCCAGAUUCUCACCUCUUGCAAGGACAAGACCAUGCGGCUGCUGGACCCACGCAAGGGCACUGUCAUCACCGAGAAGGAGAAGCCUCAUGAGGGCUCCAGGCCUGUCAGGGCUGUGUUUGUCUCCGGUGGGAAGAUCCUCACCACCGGCUUCAGUCGCAUGAGUGAGAGACAGGUGGCGCUGUGGGACCCAAAUAACUUUGGAGAGCCGUUGACCCUGCAGGAACUGGAUACCAGUAGCGGCGUCCUUCUGCCAUUUUUUGACCCAGACACUUGUAUCGUCUACCUCUGUGGCAAGGGGGACAGCAGUAUCCGUUACUUUGAGGUGACGGAUGAAGCUCCUUAUGUCCACUACCUGUCCAUGUACGGCAGCAAGGAGAGCCAGAAGGGGAUGGGAUACAUGCCCAAGAGAGGCCUGGAGGUCAACAAAUGUGAAAUUGCCAGGUUCUACAAACUCCAUGAGAGGAAAUGUGAGCCCAUAGUCAUGACAGUGCCACGCAAGUCUGAUCUGUUCCAGGAGGAUCUGUACCCAGACACCGUCGGCCCUGAGCCUUCAGUCGAAGCUGAUGAGUGGUUUCAAGGAAAAGAAGGCCAGCCUAUUAUGAUCUCUCUAAAGGACGGGUUUGUGGCAGCCACCAAAACCAAGGAGUUCAAAGUUCACAAGACUCUUCUGAAGACCACGGCUGCUUCUGCUGGGAACCAACAGGACAGCAGCCGGGAGGUUCAGUCCUUGAGAAAGGAGGUGAAGGACCUGAAAGCAGCGAUAGAGGAGCUGACCAACCGUGUGAACGAGCUGGAGAGCAAGCAUUAAACUAGAGAAGUUUAAUAAACAAGAACAAUAAAUCAAAGGCAAAAGUCAAGAGCGAAACAGUAGGUGGGAAAAAGACAGUGAGAGAAGAGUGGUCUGUUGUAAAUCUGAUUUGCAGUGAGACAAAGGGAGAGAUUGAAACCUACAGCUGUAAGGACGCCUCCUUUUUUCUUUGAAGCUUGAAUUUGUUUAUUUGGUUUGUCUGAUCAAUUUUUAAAAUUCCUAUUUUAAUAUAUGCUUUUAGUUUGAAAUAAAAUCCUCUGUAUUUUCAAAA
This is a messenger RNA of Etheostoma spectabile (orangethroat darter), 1751 nucleotides long. RefSeq names its product coronin, actin binding protein, 1A (gene coro1a). The transcript is spliced from 11 exons. The coding region runs from base 110 to 1480 and encodes 456 amino acids. Gene Ontology annotation, biological process: actin filament organization; cell migration. The record is from RefSeq and is a predicted model, not a curated record. Lineage: Eukaryota; Metazoa; Chordata; Actinopteri; Perciformes; Percidae. Gene Ontology annotation, molecular function: actin filament binding.